Etheostoma cragini (Arkansas darter) is the source of this 1993-nucleotide messenger RNA. RefSeq names its product major histocompatibility complex class I-related gene protein-like. The record is from RefSeq and is a predicted model, not a curated record. NCBI's taxonomy places the organism in Eukaryota, Metazoa, Chordata, Actinopteri, Perciformes, Percidae. Gene Ontology annotation, molecular function: protein binding. Gene Ontology annotation, biological process: extracellular matrix organization; positive regulation of cell-substrate adhesion. The transcript is spliced from 12 exons. Bases 194 to 1993 code for a protein of 599 amino acids.
UUUUUGAUAAAUAGUUUCUUUAUGAGUUGAAAAAUGAAUUGCCACAAAACUGAAAGUAGUAGAAAGCUAUAAUAUUUCCAUUCGUCAUUUCCAACAAGUCACAGUGUGAAGGACACGCCCUCCGCAGGUUCAUUAUGAAAGAAACACAAUCCGCCGCCUGUAGCUCCAGGCGGUUUAUACUAAUCAAAACAAGAUGGAGAAGUUAUUUGUGCUGUUGAUCUUCUGUCACGUUACAUCUGCAGUGAAACACUCCCUGAAAUAUUUCCUUACCGCGUCUUCUGGAGUCCCAAACCUCCCAGAGUUUGUGGGCGCGGCGCUGGUUGAUGAGGUCCAGGUCGGUUACUGUGACAGCAACAUCAGGUCUGCAGAACCCAAACAGGACUGGAUGCGAAAGCUGAUAAAGGACGACCCACAACACCUGGAGUGGUAUGCUCUGAAGUGUUCGGGUAAUCAGCAGGUCUUCAGAGCCAACAUUGACAGUUUGAAGCAACGCUUAAACCAAACCGGAGGUGCCCACAUCCUACAGAGGAUGAACGGCUGUGAGUGGGAUGAUGAGACUGGAGAAGUUAUUGGUUUUAAUCAGUACGGUUAUGAUGGAGAAGACUUUAUUGCGUUGGACCUGCAGACGCUGACAUGGAUCGCUCCAAAACAACAGGCCUUCAUGACCAAGCUUCGAUGGGAUGCUGAGAAAGCUAGAUUAGAAUAUAAUAAAAACUACUACAUCCACAAAUGUCCUGAUUGGCUGAAGAAGUAUGUGCACUAUGGGAGAAGCUUCCUGCAGAGAAAAGAGGUUCCCUCAGUGUCUCUCCUCCAGAAGUCUCCGUCCGCUCCGGUCAGCUGCCACGCUACAGGUUUCUACCCUGACAGAGCCAUGAUGUUCUGGAGGAAAGAUGGAGAGGAGCUUCAUGAGGACGUGGACCUCGGAGAGAUCCUCCCCAACCACGAUGGAUCCUUCCAGAUGAGUGUAGACCUGGACCUUUCAUCAGUCCCAGAUGAAGACUGGAAGACGUACGACUGUGUGUUUCAGCUCUCUGGUGUGGAGGACGACAUCGUCACCAAACUGGACGAAGCAGAGAUCAGGACCAACAGAGCCCGUCGACAGGAACCCAGGGAGGAUUCGGAGAUGUUCAAAUCCCAGCCGGCCUCUGAUGUCGACGCCUUGGGAAGGAAACGUUACGUGGCGCCUCAUGUCAUCUACCAAAUGGGGAAGAAACCCAACGAGCCCUGCUCCAUCGCCUCUUCUCUCAACUACUUCCCCAAAGAAGAACCCAGCGAGGUAAACGUGACGGCUCCGCCCAAGUCUCCGCCCUCCAACCUCACCGUGGUGAUGGUGGAGGGAUGCCCGUCCUUCGUCAUCCUGGACUGGGAGAAGACGGACAACGACACUACCGAUUAUGAAGUCAUCUCCACCAUCGGCGAGCAGGUUUCCAUCCUGACCACCAACCAGACCCACACCCCUGUGGAGAACCUCAGACCUGAGACUAGUUAUGAGUUUAAAGUGAAGCCGAAGAACGUGCUGGGUGCAGGUCCUCCCAGCGAGCCGGUCUCCUUCAACACAGAGUCUGCUGAUCCUCGAGUGAGCGAGAACGUUUCAGGAAAAGACGCCAUCUGGACUCUGUUCCCCUUCGAGACGGACUCGUACUCGGACUGUCACGGGAAGAAGUACGUGAAGAGAACCUGGUACAGGAAGUUUGUCGGCGUCCAGCUCUGCAACUCGCUACGCUACAAGAUCUACCUCAGCGAGGACCCUGGAGGUAAAUUCUACAACAUCGGGGAUCAGACCGGCUUCGGCGAGGAUCACUGUCAGUUCGUCGAUUCCUUCCUGGACGGAAGAACAGGACAACAGGUCCAAGCAGACCAGCUCCCCCCAAGACCCGGUUUCUACAGAGCCGUGCGUCAGGAGCCCGUCCACUUCGGACAGAUCGGAGGACACUCCCACGUCAGCUACGUCUCGUGGUAUGAGUGCGGGACGCCCAUUCCUGGGAAAUGGUGA